AUGCCAAACUACCGCUGCUGUGUUGCUGGUUGUAAUAACGACUCCAGGUAUCCAGAUAGGUUAUUUAAAAGAACUCAAGUAACAGAGCUAAAAUUUCACUACUUUCCUAAAGAUUCUUUAAAAAGGCAGCAUUGGGUAAAUCAAGUUAAAAAAGGUUUAAUAAAUUUUACAGUUUCUGAUAAUAAAGUGGUUUGCUCUAAUCAUUUUGAGUUUGGAAAGCCUACUUUUGCUUUUCCUAAUCCAACUUUAUACAUGAAUAUUCGUAAUGCAGAAAAAGAAUCUUCUACAAAACGAAGAAAACUUGAACGAUUUGAUGUCAUAUUAGAAUCAGAAGCAAACAGUUCAUCAACAAGUUUAACUUUAGAAAAUAAACACUGUGAUAAAUCUAUUCAGUGUAAUGAACCAAUACGACGAUCAAUAAUUUUUGCCGAUUUAACCAGAGAUUCUGAUGUUCAGUUUUUUACAGGCCUUGCAAAUUCAAAUGCCUUUGAAAUGUUGUUUUCUUACUUACAAAGGAAAGGAAAUGAGUUUCUUCUUGUGAUGAUGCGUUUACGUUUAGGUCUUUUAACUGAAGAUCUUGCUCAUCGUUUCAUGAUAUCUAUUUCUGUAGUGAGUUCAGUAUUUAUAACUUGGAUAAAACUUCUUUCUCUUGAAUUAAAAUGGCUAAUACAUUUUCCUGACAGAAAUAAUAUAAAGAGAAAUUUACCAACAAUGUUCAGGAAAUACUACCCAAAAUGCUCAAUAAUAAUUGAUUGUAGUGAGCUUUUUAUCGAAACACCAUCAAGUUUGGAUACUGCUGCAAGUUGUUGGUCAAAUUAUAAACAUCAUUAUACUGUUAAAUAUUUGGUUGGAAUAACACCAAAUGGUGCAAUUUCUUUUUUAUCAAAUUGUUAUGGCGGAAGAGCUAGCGAUGUUUUUAUUGUUAAAGAUUGUGGAAUUUUAAAAUUCUUACAACCUGGAGAUCAAGUUAUAGCAGAUAGAGGUUUUAAAAUAAAAGAACUACUAGCUUUUUACCAGUGCAAUUUAGCUAUUCCUCCAUCAAAACGCACAAAUUUGCAAAUGACAUCUAAUGAUGUGCGAGAAACCUCAAAAAUUGCAAAUGUUCGAAUUUAUGUGGAACAAGCCAUAGGGCGUAUGAAAAACUUUCGCAUAUUAAAAAAUGAAUUGCCAGUCACACUGUUACCAUUAUGUGACAAUAUUAUUACUGUAUGCGCUGUAUUAACAAACUUCAUGCCCCCCCUUUGCAUUGAUGAAAACAAAGCAUAA
Messenger RNA from Hydra vulgaris (swiftwater hydra), 1266 nucleotides. The record is from RefSeq and is a predicted model, not a curated record. NCBI's taxonomy places the organism in Eukaryota, Metazoa, Cnidaria, Hydrozoa, Anthoathecata, Hydridae.